Messenger RNA from Podarcis muralis (Common wall lizard), 3492 nucleotides. RefSeq names its product THUMP domain 1 NAT10 acetyltransferase adaptor (gene THUMPD1). The record is from RefSeq and is a predicted model, not a curated record. Gene Ontology annotation, molecular function: RNA binding. Gene Ontology annotation, biological process: tRNA modification. NCBI's taxonomy places the organism in Eukaryota, Metazoa, Chordata, Lepidosauria, Squamata, Lacertidae.
CCUUUAACAAAAACAGAGAGUAAAAGGGAGACCCUCGAAGCUCUAUGACUGCAGAGCGGCGCCUCUCUAUCCCUUGGCGCCUCUAUGAUAGGCGUAGGCCCUAUGCUGUCGGAUUACCACCCCCAUUACCCCUAGUGGCCAAGCCGAUGGGGGAGUCGUAGUCCGGCAGCACUAGCAGAACCGCAGGUCCACGCACCCGGCUCCGUGGCAGAAAAAUAAAUAAAUCAAUAACAAUUAAAUAUGCUAAUAUUUAUUUCCUAUCUCUAUGGUGCUGCCCCCCGGCGCGUCCCGAUGACGCCAUCGAAAGGGGGCCGACACGCGCGCCGUUGCGGGACCAGCCGUUGACGCCGCCUCCGCGGUUCGCCUUUCCCGACGCCCGCGAUGGCUGCCGUGGAGACGCCGCCCGCUGCCACGCCGGGAGCUGCGCCGGCUGCCUCUCGCAAGCGGCGGCCCAAAGCGCAGUACCUGCACGCGGCCAAGCGGGCCCGGCCCGGCGGCUCCCGCCAGCUGGAGCCCGGCAUGUGCGGCAUCCUCAUCACCUGCAACAUGAACGAGCGCAAGUGCGUGGCCGAAGCCUACAGCCUGCUGGGCGAGUAUGGCGAGCAGCUCUACGGGCCCGAGCAGUUCACAGAUCAAGAUGAGAGCAGACUGUCAGGAAAUGAGGAGGACGACGAUGAUGCUGAAACUGCAUUGAAAAAAGAAGUCAAUCAGAUUCGCACCUCAACAGAGCAGAAGCUGCGACGGUUCCAGUCGGUGGAGAGCGGUGCCAACAAUGUAGUUUUCAUUAGGACUCUGGGUGUAGAGCCUGAGAAGCUGGUGCACCACAUCCUGCAGGACAUGAAAGCCACCAAGAAGAAGAAGACCAGAGUCAUCUUGCGCAUGUUGCCUGUUUCGGGCACCUGCAAAGCUUUCCUGGAGGACAUGAAACAAUAUUCAGAGACCUUCUUUGAACCUUGGUUUAAAAGUCCCCGUAAAGGCACUUUUCAGAUUGUUUACAAGGCUCGAAAUAACAGCCACUUGAGCCGGGAAGAAGUCAUCAAAGAACUGGCAGGAGUCGUUGGCCAUCUCAACCCAGAAAACAAAGUUGAUCUGAGCAACCCCGAGUUCACCAUCGUGGUGGGGAUCAUAAAGAACAUCUGCUGCUUGAGUGUGGUGAAGGACUACAUUCUGUUCAGGAAGUACAACCUACAGGAAGUGGUGAAGAGCAAGGAAGGGGAAGGGCAGCAGGAUGCUUCCAAAGUGUCCCAAGAGGGGGGCCUGGAUGGGGGGAAACCAACUGAGGAGGAGAAAGUGGAGGAGAAGACUGAGGUGGCAGAGGCCAGCGACAAUCACAAGGACUAGGACCAUUAAUGAAACUUACUGGGGGAGAGACUCUGAAGGAUGGCUCUCAAUGAAUUGGGUGUGGGUGUGCUUUAAUUGUCCUUUAUAACUCUAUGGGAGUUAGGCUGUUUAGCCAAACCACCAAUCUGCACAAAUCGAGGAGGAACAUCAAACUAAAUGUUGCCACAGACUAGGAAGCAAGGGAACACCCUGGAGCUCGCAAACAGGAGAACAGAGCUCUCUGAUCAGAAGCCGCAGCCAAACUGAGAGCUCCCUUCUCCUGUUUGCAAGCUCGAGGGUGUUCCCUUGCUUCCUAGUCUGUGGCAACAGUAGUUGGGUGUUCCUUCUCGAUUUGUGCAGAUUGGUGGUUACAGCCAACCAGAGUUUGACCCCAAACCUGGAUUUGAACACAUGGCUUGAAAUGGGUUUCCAGCUCUGGAGAGGGAGUCGGAGCAUACAAAGGAAGAGUUGAGAGCUGGUGAGCCCCAAGGCAGGACCCUGACAGUCACACUGUGCUUUAGAUAUGAAAUCUGAACCAAGCCUCUAGCUCCAGUCCAGCAAAUGUGAGUCUCUGUAAAAAUGUCAGUGAGAGAGGUGAAACUCAAAGCAUACCAAGGCUUGAGUUCCUUUUGACAAUGAGAUUUUGGCCUAAUUUUGCUGAAUCACCCCCCCCCCAACUGCUACUUAAAAGGCGCUAUUUCUCAUUUGCUGUUGGUGUUAAAUCCAGACACAGGCAGCAUCUCUUGUAUGGUUGUUUACAGACAAAUAACACUAUCUGUGUGGGUUCUUGCUGCCUUGUUUGGUAACAACUGUUGGUCAAUAUAGGGCAAGCAUGAUAUCUUCAAGCCAAUGAACUGAUGCAAGCCAUAAUCAGAUUUUCACACUGGCCUGGCCAUGGCUACAUGCUUCAGAUUUCUAAACUAUUGUGAAUCCAGAGUUGAUUCAGGAUCUGGGACAAACACUUCCUAAACCAUAGCAGUGUGUGGUGGAGAGGGAGCAGGGUUUUGUUUUUUUUAAUGCCUAAAAAAUACAAGUUUUAUAAAAACCUCGUGGGUAGUAUAUACCUUAUGUGUUGGUAGGGAUUUAUUAGCAGCUAGAUUACAGGAGGGGAACCUGUGGCCCUGCAACUUUUGCUGGACUACAGCUCCCAUCAUCUCUGACUGAUGGGCCACAUGGGCUGGGGCUGAUGGGAGCUGGAGUCCAGGAAAUACUUGGAGGGCCACAGGCCCCCCCCAGCCCUGAAGUAGACAGAUGAUCUGCGAGUAAGUUGAGAAAGAAAUGAAACUGUAUUGAAAUGUGUUUGCAGAGAUUGGGAAGAAUCCUUUUGGAGUUGUUUCCACAGGCAAGGUGGGCAACCUUUAGCUUAUGGGUUUGCAUUAGCUGUGUCUGGCAGCUAACAGACCAACACAGUUCUCCACCAUCUCUGCCAGUGGGUGCAUUGUGUCCUCCUGCUAGACCUGGGGGGUUCUAGCCACCAUGUGCCAAGCAGCGUGUUGGUGAAUGUUGCUUAAUGAACCCACAUACAGGUUUCCCACCCUGGCUUCAGAUACAUAGUAUGCCCCCUCCCCGAAGCACCCACAUAGGUGGAAUGCUGCAGCGAUGCCUCAUCUUCUAACCCUUGAAAACUAGGAGAGCUGGCCAUGGUAGUCUCGCAUUCGUUUCUGUAGCCCAUGGAAAAAGAGCAGCACCAGUGUCUUGCAUUUAUGAGCAAAGGGCUUCCCUGCAGCAGCCAGUGUGGGGUUGUUGCAUCUACUUUUCCAGUAACACUGGGCUACACUGUUAAACUAGAGGUGGGAAGUUUAAGGGGGAAUGCCUGCCUGGGGAAGUGACAAAAUAGGCCUGGAGCAUUAGUUCUGCUGGGGAGCUACAAAAAGCAUUUUUUGCGGGGAGAGGGUGGGUAUUUCCUCUAAGAUCAAAGGUGUUGUAUGGGGCUUGGGAAGCGUUCUUUUUCAAAUUGGGUCUUGCAGUGUCAUUUUAAACUUCGUUUUUUAAAACAAGUUGCCUGCAUGAGUUUGGCUUUAGUUUCGAUUUGGAAUUUCCUUCUCAGAAAAGAAUCCUUGUAGUAGAAGAACAUCUGAGACAGGUUAAAAAAAUAAUGAUUCUGUUUUGUAUAUUGUCUUGUUUUUGUACAUGGUUUUUUUAUUAAACUGAUUUUGUUUCAGUUUGAAGCCA